GUCCUAGGUUCUCUGCCCACUGCUGUGCUGACAGGGCUUUUAAUUCUGUUCUUGUCUAGCACUUGUUCUGUCUAGCAAGCUAGGGACCCGUGGCCGCUUUGUCCCCCUCUUGGCCCCAGAAGCCAUCUAGUCUUCUGCAUUUUUCCAGCCCUCGAUUUUGUCCCUAAAAAAUUGUUUAAUUGACGUCUUUUGUUUUUAGUUAUUUCCUGAAUCUCCUUUUCCCUCCCCUCACCCCCCACUUUAUCUAUCUUGCCUUCCCCGUUAAACCCUCCUGAAUCGGUUUCCCGUCUGUAAAAUGAAGGAGUUCGGCUAGAUAGUUUCUGAGGUCCCUUCCAGCACUAGAUCUAUGAUUCUGGGAUCCUUUGAACUCUUCUCUGGCCUAGUUAUCCAUCUUACUGUGCUCUUUCCCUCCCACCUCCUAGACUAUUGUACACUUUCAAUGUUCAUUCAUAGAGCCUCCAUCCCUAAAACUCCUAGAAUUUUCCUGCUGCGAUGCUGUGGGUAGCUGUUUAUUUCCCAUCUCAUAUCCCCAGCGUUAUUUGGAACAGUGUAUCUGUUACUCUGCACUAUCACGGUGAUGCUGUGUUGGGUAAACUAGGAACUAAAAUGGAGAAGCAAAUGUUGGAAAAUGUUCGAUUAGAAGACAUACUUCAUUUUCUUGAGAGAGAAGGAAUUGAUUCCCUUGCUAGUACAGAAGAUCAGCUUUGUUAUGUCUGGCGUUUAUUCCAGCAUAGUGAGAAUAGGCUGAGAACUGCUUCUGGAGACUUGGAAGAGCUCAGAGUAAAACACAUGGAAGAAAUGAAAGAAGUGGAAAAUUAUGUGAAUCAUGUCCGCCAAUUAACAGAAGAAAGAGAAGCCUUAACUCAUGAUUUUGAAAAAGAGAGUGAGCGACUUCAACUUGAAUUUAAAGAAUUGCAGCUCCAACAGGAGAUCGAACUAAAGGAGAUUGAAGAAAUGUUGGAUCAGGAAGGCUUAUCAGAAAUAGCUCAGAGCAGUCCCAGUGAACAAAUUGCAUAUUUAUUGGUAGAGAGAACAACACUGUUGGAGAAGCUAGAACUGGCUGAUCCCAAGUUAAAUUCAUAUAAUCUUGUGGGUAAUGGCCUUCAAGGAGUUCAUCUUAAGGAUGAAUUUGAACAAAUCCAUACAUUGGAAGAUGAAUUUCAGAAACAACAGGAAUUCUUGCAUUGGCCUAAAGAAACUCUGAAUAAGCCCCCUAAUGAAGAACUGGAAAAAGAAAAAAAUAUACAAGGGAAACUCAAGAGUAAUGUGGAGGAAGAAGCUGAUAGAAGGUUAAGGGAAGCCCAUGAAGAGAUCUGCAGACUCACUGAAAAACUAGAUGCCAAGGAAAAAGAACACAAUAAACUUGAACUUGCUUUGAGUUCAGCCCAACUAGAAAUUAAAGUGCUAAAAGAAAAUUUUAAUACACUUAAAGAAAAUGAAUUAACCGACCUACAGGAAGCAAAGCAACACAAUCACAAACUGGACAGAAACAUUCUGGCGUUAAGAAAUCAUGUCCAGAAAGAUUCAGAAAUAAAAAUGUGUGUGGAAUUGGAUAAAAAGAAAGAAAUCGUGUCCGAAGACAACCAUGAAGCAGAAAGAAGUGAAAAAAGUGAUGAGAUAUUCCAUAAAAGAUGUAAAAAAAUGAUUGAAGACCAAAAAUUCAAGUUUACAGACCUUCUUCACAAGUUCCAGAAACUUGAGCAUGAACAUGAACAUUUAGUAGAACGGAAUGAAGAACUAGAACUUCUUUUGGGAGAGACUCAAAAUCAAACCAAGGAAGAGAGAAAACAUUUUGAAUAUCAUGUUGAAAAACUUCAAAGGAAAAUCUCCAGCUUAGAGACUGAGUUAUCCAAAAUACAAGAAAGCAAAAGAGAAACCGUUAUGAAAAGUCAAGAUACUGUUACAAAAGCAGAAGACUUCCAAGAGAUAUUGAUAAUGAACCAAGAAGAAAUUGAAGUACUUGAAAGUCAGUUAUCAGAAGAAAAAGCAUGGAGAAAAGAAUUGGCAUUUGAACUUAAAAAGGCACAGAAAGUUUUGCAGGCUGACAGUCAGGAAUUAGAAAGAUCAAAGUCAGAGCUUUUGUAUCUUUUUAAUGAAAUUCAAAAUCUUCAAGGGAAAAGAGAAGACAAACAUUUUUUUUUUACAGCAUAUGAAAUACUACAAAGAGAGAAUGCUUUUUUAGAAACAAAGGUCUUGAAGGUUUCACAACAAUGUGAGCACUUAAAACAGUUAGCUAUGGGGGUAAAAGCUGCAGAUGCUAAUGAAAUGACAAAGCCAGGAGUGUCUAAAGAUCAUACACUUGAAGAACCAAGUCAGAGCCUGAGGGGAGAAAACCAGCAACCAUGUCCUGAAUUAGCAGAAAGUAGCAGACAGAUGGACAUGCUAAAGGAACCAAUGAAGGGGGACACUUAUCCAAAAGAGAUGGAAAGGGAAGAACAUCCUCAACAGGAACAAGAUGUAAAUACUGAGAGGCAGCAAUUUAAUAGCAAGUCUGAGGAGGAAAAGCUUAGAGAAGAGUUGAACCAGCUGAGUAAACACUUUCUCCAUUCUCCCAGUUCUGGAGAUAGUUCAGAUGACAGUAGCAAACAGAGUUCAAUAGAUAAAAGACUGAGAUACCAGCAUCAAGGAGAAGAGAUGCAGAAGCUUCAACAGAACUUGCAAAGAGUCCAGACUCUGUGUAGCUCAGCUGAAAGAGAACUUCAGUUUGAACGGACAAAAAGCUUUGAUUUAAAGCAGCAUAACAACUUACUUCAGGAAGAGAACAUUAAGAUCAAAGCUGAAUUGAAGCAGGCCCAGAAGAAACUAUUAGAUAGCACAAAAAUGUGUUCUUCUAUCACAGCAAAUUGGGAAAGCAGUCAACAGAAAGUAAGAGACCUGGAACAAGAAAUACUUAAACAAUCCAAAAAUAUUCAAUCACAGAACAGUUUAUAUGAAAAACUUGCUCAAGAGAAAACCAGAGUGGCUCAUGCAGAGAAAAUGGUCUUGGAACUCCAGAAGAAAUUAGAAGUUGCAAAUGAAUCCUGUACAGAAGCUUGUAUUUUAGAUAAAAAGCAACUUGAAGAAGCGAUAAAAGAAGCAAGAAAAAAUGAGACCAAACUAAAAAUGCAGUAUCAGGAAGAACAACAGAAAAGGAAACUGCUAGAUCAAAGUAUAGACGAACUACAACAACACAUACAAUAUUUACAUGCUAAAGAGGCUCUUAUGGAACAGUCUAAUUCUAAGCAACAAUUUAAGAUUCAACAACAAGAGGUCCAACUUCAAAUAUUAGAAGAUGAAAAAAAACUAUCUGAUGAGCAAGUUAAAAACAAUCAGGAACUGACGGAGAAGAUAUCUGUGUUACAACAAGAGAAGGAUUCUUUAAGAGAAGAAUAUAGACAAUUUUUGAAUCAGCUUGAUGUCCAUAUGAGAAAUUAUAAUGAGAAACACAAUCACCAUAAAGCCAAGCUUCGAAAAGCCAAGGAACGUUUGACAAAUGAAGUGGAACAGCGAGAUGAAAGGAUUAAACAACUAGAAAAUGAAAUUGAGGAGAUGCAGAGACUAAUGGAAAAGGAGAAAGAGUUCCAGGACCAAGUCACCACACAAAAUGAGAAUCUACUCAUUGAGAAGAGGCGACUUUUAGAGAGACUAACAGAACAAGAUGAAACUAUACAAGGCAAUAAAUGGAUGAUCUCUUCAGUCCAGAACAGAGUUCUUUUCCUGGAUGAAGAAAACAAGCUACUGCAGGAAAAUAGCCUUCGGCUUACCCAGCAGGUUGGCUUCCUAGAGCAAAUCCUCAAGACUAUCCAGCUUCGAAGGGGAGAGGAGACGACAAUAAGUGAGCUGUCUGAGAAUGAACUAUUGAAUAAGAAGUUUACUUUUCCAAACUCAAGUUUUCCAGUAACAGGUAUGACAAAAUCACUUGAAAAUCUUAAAAUGACUGAAGAACAGAAUUCAGAAGAACUAGUUGGAAGCACCAAAUCUUCUCUGUAUUUUUCACAAUCACAUCCUAACAUGAGCAGCCUAAAUGUAGCUGCUCUAGUAGGCAAACUCAGCAGCCAUGACCAAGACCAGAGUCAGAAGGAUGGACCUAAUGAUAUCUAACGAGGGAAUAGAGAAAAAACUCCAGGCAGAAACUUGGAAAAAGAGGCCAAGGAGGAUACAAAAAAGAAGGAAAAAGAGAAGAAGAAGGAACAGAAGAAUAGGCACCACAGGAUACCAACAGAAUUGCUAGAGAUUGCUGAUGAAUUGAUUAAACCAUUUAGAGAAACUGAAA
Molecule: messenger RNA, 4252 nt
Organism: Antechinus flavipes (yellow-footed antechinus)
Lineage: Eukaryota; Metazoa; Chordata; Mammalia; Dasyuromorphia; Dasyuridae
Gene: CCDC30
Product: coiled-coil domain containing 30
Exons: 25
Coding region: 493-4080 (1195 amino acids)
Source: RefSeq, a predicted model, not a curated record